Messenger RNA from Microthlaspi erraticum, 1812 nucleotides. NCBI's taxonomy places the organism in Eukaryota, Viridiplantae, Streptophyta, Magnoliopsida, Brassicales, Brassicaceae. The record is from the annotation of a GenBank genome assembly.
AUGGCUUUCAAUUUCUCCCGCCUCGAUGCUCAAUCCGCCGCCGAGAAAGCCGUCUCGGUGAUCGGACUCGGUUACGACUUCUCCUCCGACGUCCGUCUCUCCGCUUGUAAACCCACACCCGACGGGUCGAGAUUAGUCGAUAUCGACCCGACCCGGAACCGAGACCUGGUUUUCCCCGGCGGAAUUGUCGUCAGUAACGUCUCGAGCUCGAUUAAGUGCGAUAAAGGCGAGCGAACUCGUUUCCGCUCCGACAUACUCUCUUUUAACCAGAUGUCGGAGAAAUUCAAUCAGGACAUGUCACUCUCCGGGAAGAUUCCGUCGGGGAUGUUCAAUAGUAUGUUUUAUUUAUCGAAAUCUUGGCAGAAAGAUGCGAGCUCUGUCAAGACUUUAGCUUACGACGGAUGGUUUAUUAGUUUGUACAGUGUAGAGCUCGUUAGGUCUCAAGUCACUCUACGCGAUGAAGUCAAGCGUGAAGUCCCUUCUUCUUGGGACUCUGCUGCUCUUGCUGGGUUUAUAGAGAAAUACGGAACGCACAUAGUAGUAGGAGUGACAAUGGGAGGCAAAGACGUGGUACACAUGAAGCAGCUACGUAACUCGAAUCACGAGCCGGAUGAAGUACAGAGACGGUUGAAGCAUUUGGCUGACAAAAGAUUCUCAGCUGAGACAGUUGAAGAAACCAUCUCCUCUCCUGUCUCUGUCCAAAGUCCUUUAUUUCAAGGACCGUUUGGGACCUCCGUUGGUCGUCCUGAGAUCAGGCGGUCCAAGAACGAGGACAUGAUGAGCAUUUUCAUCAGGAGAGGAGGUGUUGACAUGGGACAAAGCCAUGACCGAUGGCUCUCAACGAUCUCGCAGUCACCAAACGCCAUCUCCAUGUGCUUUGUUCCCAUCACUUCGUUAUUGAGCGGUCUUCCCGGAACAGGGUUUCUUAGUCACGCGGUUAACUUGUACCUCCGGUAUAAGCCGCCGAUUGAGGAGCUUCAUCAGUUUCUCGAGUUCCAACUUCCACGGCAAUGGGCUCCGGUGUACGGAGAUCUCCCUCUCGGGCUACGCCGCACGAAACAGAGCUCUCCGUCUCUUCAGUUCUCUCUCAUGGGUCCUAAACUUUACGUCAACACAUCAAAGGUUGAUUCUGGUGAGAGACCUGUGACGGGACUACGGUUAUUCUUGGAAGGGAAGAAAGGGAACCAUCUAGCGAUCCAUUUGCAGCAUCUCUCGACGUGUCCUCCAAGUCUCGGACUCUCACACGACGACACGUAUGAGCCUAUUGAUGAGUCGUGUGAGAAGUGUUACUACGAAGCUGUAAAAUGGGGGAUCUUCUCGCAUGUAUGCACGUUUCCGGUUCAGUACAACGGAGCUAGGUCUGACGACGCGGCGUCCAUCGUGACGAAAGCAUGGUUAGAGGUGAAAGGAAUGGGGAUGAGGAAAGUUCUCUUCUUGAGGCUCGGUUUCUCGCUCGUUGCGUCGGCUGUUACGCGUAAAAACUGCUGGGAUAAUCUCUCGACGAACUCGAGGAAAUCGGGUGUUUUCUCGAUGAUUAGUACAAGGCUAAGCACGGGUUUAAGUCCGGUCCCGGCGAUGAAGCCGCAGUCUAAGGUUGAUAUAAACUCUGCGGUGUAUCCUCGAGGGCCGUCGCCGCCUGUGAAGCCGAAGCUGCUGAGUCUGGUGGAUAUGAAGGAGGUGGUGAGAGGUCCUGAGGAGUCACCUGGGUAUUGGGUUGUGACUGGUGCUAAGCUUUGUGUUGAGGCGGGGAAGAUCUCUAUUAAAGCUAAGUAUUCUCUGCUCACUGUUAUGUCUGAAGAUUCUCUGGUCUGA